UCGGGUCAACAACUCUCCACACAGUCCGUAUCAGAGCUACUGAAGAGGGUGAUGUGGGUCACUGUCGAUCCCUCACAAUCCGCUUAGAAACCAAACGUGGAAGGGUUUUUUUUUUCUUCUGGCUGUUUCGGGACAGAAAACAGCUGAGACCUGGCCAUGGAAGAGAAGUUAAAUCCACGUUGGUUUGGAGUUGUUCUCUCUACAGCGAUUUUAGCUACUGUUGUGGGGACUCCAGUCAGAGCUCAGCCUCCUAGGAACCAGAUCUACCGAUACACCAGGACCUCUGAGCCUCUAGUGAUACCAGCCCACGUUUCAAGACUUUAUCUGAGUCCAGAUCAGCUCAGACAGCUGCGCUUCAAGCCAACCGUAGGCACCAUCCAGCUUUCUGAAGGCCAUGAGGCUAAAUUUAACUGCUCCAUCGAUAUCCCCGACACCAGGCUGGAGCCCACCAUCAUGUGGGUGAAAAACGGGCUAGACCUGGCCGCAAACAUGCAGGUGGUGAUCAACGAGCUGCAGACCAUCACAGAUGGCGUCACAACGCUUCUCUCCACUGUCAACAUCAACCGUGUGCAGAGGGUGGAUGCUGGAGAGUAUCGCUGCAGAGUGAGCAUCAGCACCAGAUUGGUGGAGUCUCAGCCAAUCACCCUCAAGGUAGAAGGUCUACCAACAUUUCUCCAUCAACCAGAAGACAAGAACGUGACAAGAAGCACACCCUUCACACUGUUCUGUGAGGCAGUUGGACCCCCAGAUCCUGUCCAAAUCCGUUGGCUCCGUGACGGAUUACCUGAUAGUGACUUUCAUAACUCUCCCAGCAGCUAUUCAGUUUCAGGUGUGGACAAGUACACUCAGUUCAGCUGUGAGGCCUACAACACCAAGGGUGUCACAACGUCCAGAGAAGCAAAUAUCAACAUCAAAGUGCUUCCAAGCCCUGUGUCUGAUCUUGCUGUGUUGGAGAGGCAGUCCAAUAAGUUGUUGCUGAGCUGGAGCCCCGGACAUGAUGGUUUUUCUUCUUUAUCAAAGUGUUACAUCAGGGUCAAAGAAGUGAGUCGGAGGAAAGGGGAGGUAACAACAACCCGGUUUGUCAAUGCCACCGUUCCCCCUUUCCAGUGUGAAAUUCCAGGGCUACAGGCGAUGACGUGGUACAAUAUGAGCGUUUCCUGUAGCAAUGAGGUGGGAGCUUCCCCCGUCACCAUGUGGAUCCAGAGCAAUACCACAGAAGGAGUUCCAUCAGUUUAUCCCAAAAAUGUCACCGUGCAUCUGAACGAGUCAUGGCUGGUGAUCAGUUGGAAACCUCCCCCUGAUGAUAAGAUAAACGGCAUCCUGCGUGGUUAUGAUGUCGUCAUCCGACAUGGCAACCAAGUGAACAAGAUCCACAGUAACACCACAACGCUCUUUGAAGCCGUGCAGGAAUUCAACGUGACCUACAGCGUGGAGGUGGCGGCAUGCACGCAGGCAGGGAGCGGCAUGGUCAGCCCACGAGUCUGGCUCUUUGUGCCAGAGGACAAAUCAGCAGUGACCCCGUCGUCCAGCCCAGACGCUGGGGCCUCUGACUUGGUCUAUGUGGUCUUGGGUGUUGUCUGUGGCAUCUGCCUCCUGCUGCUGAUCCUCUGGGGAGCUAUCUGUGUACACAACAGGACGUCUGACUCUUGGUUUGGGUGGAUGUUUGGAGGUGAAGAAAAGCUGCAGCCUGUUGUUCAAUACCAGAGAUCCUACAACCGGUCAGCCAUCGGAAUCACACUGGGGAACCUUGGCAUCAGUGAGGAUCUGCAGGCCAAACUUCAGGAUGUGAUGGUCAUGAGGAGCCUUCUCUCCAUAGGGAAAGUCCUGGGAGAGGGUGAAUUUGGUUCAGUGGUGGAGGGAAAUCUAAGACAAAUGGAUGGAACAUUAGAAAAAGUUGCUGUGAAGACAAUGAAAUUGGAUAGCUUUUCCCAAAAAGAGAUUGAAGAGUUUUUGAACGAGGCAGCCUGCAUGAAAGAUUUCAACCAUCCUAAUGUCAUCAGACUGCUCGGAGUGUGCCUAGAGGUUGGCUCUGGAAAUUUUCCCAAGCCCAUGGUCAUCCUGCCGUUCAUGAAAUAUGGAGAUCUUCACAGUUUCCUGUUACGCUCACGGCUGGGAGAGAGUCCAGUGUUUUUGCCCACUCAGACCCUCCUAAAGUUCAUGGUGGACAUUGCUUUGGGCAUGGAGUAUCUCAGUAGUCGUAACUUUCUACAUCGAGAUCUGGCAGCCCGUAACUGCAUGCUGCGUGACGACAUGACGGUUUGUGUAGCAGACUUUGGUUUAUCAAAGAAGAUCUACAGUGGGGAUUAUUACCGACAGGGCAGGAUCGCCAAAAUGCCCGUGAAAUGGAUUGCAGUGGAGAGCCUGGCAGACCGAGUUUUUACAGUAAAGAGUGAUGUGUGGGCAUUUGGUGUCACCAUGUGGGAGAUUGCGACACGAGGAAUGACACCGUACCCUGGCAUCCAGAACCAUGAGAUUUAUGACUACUUACUGGAAGGACACAGACUGAAGCAGCCAGCAGACUGUUUAGAUGAACUGUAUGAGAUCAUGUACAGCUGCUGGAGGGCCGACCCGCUGGACCGACCUGUCUUCACACAACUAAGAGAAAUGUUGGAAAAACUCACAGAGAAGCUUCCGGAGUCUUUCAGCAAAGACGAUAUCAUCUACAUCAACACCAGCUUUCCUGAAGAGGACCCUGAAGGAGAAACUCUUCCUGCAGAUCAUCCUUUGUUCAGCUCAUCGCCCUCCUGCAGCCAUCAGACAACAGAAAACUCUGUGGUUACUGCGGACAUUCACGGGAGUCUAGAGGAAGAGGAGGAUGAGGACGAUGAUCGUUAUGUGGUGGUGAUCUCCUCUGAUCCCUCCGGAAGACCUGCUGCUGUGAACACUCCUCUUUUAACGGGGGAUUCUUUACACCAUGCAAACGGAGACAUGGUUACUGAUGGGACAGCAGCAGAUCACAGCUCCAGUGACACCUCUCGCCUGCUGUAGAAAGGUCCAAACUGAAAUAAAAAUAAAAUGCCUCAUUGCACUGGGAGCACCUUGACAUUUCCUCAUGUUCACUUUCUGUAGUAUUGUUUUACCAGCAGUUAAUGCGCUAUGCUGGCUACACACUAGACGACUUUCAGAUCCGAACCAAUCUUACAAAAGAUGGAGACCACAGACAUGUAUGGAAGCCUGUUUUCUGCCACUUACAAAACAAGAAAACAAGUUAGGUAAUAGUAAAAAAAUCUGAAGUCCAGUAUUAUUUAAAGAGCCAUUAACCGAAGAUAAUAAUUAAGACUUAAAAAGUCAAAAUUAUGGGAAAAAAAAAAUCAAAACAAGGAGAUGUGAGGGACAAAAAGUCAAAACUAUGUGAUAAAAAGUCUAAACUGAGAGAUAAAAAGUCAACAUUAUGGAAAAGUAAGUCCUAAUUGGGGAAACAGUCAAAAUUAUGAAAAAGUGAGUCCUAAAUGUGAGAUAUACAAAGAUUAGAUUAGAUUUGGAAAAAUUACGUCAAAAUUAUAAGAUGAAAAGUCAAAAUUGUGAAAUAGAUAAUUAUUAUGGCAUAAAUGUUAAAAAUUAGAAGAUAAUAAAUCAAAAUCAAGAGAUAAACUGUGAGGAUUAUGAGAUAAGUCAAGAUUAAGAGAUAAAAAAGUCAAAUAUUUUCAAAUAAAACUGAAAAUGAGAUGAAAAGUCAGGCAAAAAGAAAAAGUCGAUUUUACAGAAUAAGUUGCUAUGAGCUGAAAGAAAAUCCUAUUUACAUGAUUAAAAGUCAUAAUUACAUUUACAGCUCUUUCUAGUUUUUCUAGUUAAAUUGUCAGUCUGGGCAGAUGGACCUAAGUAAAUCUGUAAUUCCGAAAUUGUGAAAAAAUUCCAAAAUGUACCUUAAUAGCUUAUGGUUUUGACUUUUUAUUCCAAACUUAAGAUUUUUAUCUCAUUAUCAUGACUUAUCUGACAGUUAUUCAUGUUCUUUUUUUAAAAAUAUUUAGUCAGGACUGAUAUGGACCUGAUCAGUUUUUAACAAUAUCACACACACUAGGUGAGUUGGCCUGACAGUGAGACCACAUACCUGCUCUUUGUAGAACAGUGUCACAGUGACGAUUCCCCAGUCACAGAUUUCACAAAAACUCAACUGAAUAAAUGUGACUUCAGAAGAAAAAAAUAUCAAACUUAUCAUAUGUUUGAUAUUAUACAAUUCCAUAUCCGCUCCUGGAUUAGUUUGAUCGGGAGCAGUAAAAUAGUAGUACUGAAACCACACACUUGAGGAUUAUUUGGAUAAUUAAGCCCUGGAUCCUGUCAUGCCCCUCAAAUUAUUGGAGAAGAUCAUCGGGCACAAAAUCAGACUUAAAACCAUCUAGUGUGUAGCCAGCCUUACAUGGCCAGCCUCCACGUCAGUGUUGUCUUUGUGUUUCUACUUCAAAUGUUUUCAUGCACGUGUUUUAUAAGCUUAAGAUAAACUGAACUGUGAAAUUGUUUACUGUAUUGUGUUGUGAUGUAAAUAUAGAAAUGUACAGAGCAUUUAUAAAGUGAUUUUAUCUACUGUAAAAAUACACGAUUCCUAGAAUUCUUCUUUGAAAUAAAAUUUUUAAAAAAUCUUCAAAGGUUACAACAC
Messenger RNA from Cheilinus undulatus (humphead wrasse), 4591 nucleotides. It is a transcript of the gene mertka, whose product is annotated as c-mer proto-oncogene tyrosine kinase a. Gene Ontology annotation, molecular function: protein binding; transmembrane receptor protein tyrosine kinase activity; ATP binding. Gene Ontology annotation, cellular component: signaling receptor complex. Bases 157 to 2988 code for a protein of 943 amino acids. Lineage: Eukaryota; Metazoa; Chordata; Actinopteri; Labriformes; Labridae. Gene Ontology annotation, biological process: protein phosphorylation; positive regulation of kinase activity; phagocytosis. The transcript has 19 exons. The record is from RefSeq and is a predicted model, not a curated record.